AUGGAAGAGAUUAAUAUAAUUUCCUCAUGUUCUCCACCUUAUAGCAUUUGUCAAGAAACCUCUGCAAACACACUUCAACAACGCCUCCAGUUGAUAGUUCAAAAUCGGCCGGAGCUUUGGGUCUACUCUAUUUUCUGGCAAGCCUCCAAGGACCGCAACGGCGUCCUUUCGUUGUCAUGGGCCGGUGGCCAUUCCAGAGGCACCAGAGACUUCUCAUCCAAGAAGUUGGAUAACUAUUACCAGCCCAAAUUCGGGUUGGAACUGCAGACGCCGAAGAAGGGGAUCAACCGACAAGUCCAAGCUUUGUUCCAGGAAGACAUGGACAUGGACAUCAAUGGAGAUGUGACUGAUUCCGAGUGGUUCUACUUCUACUCCCUCUCUUUGACACAGUCCUUUGCUGCGGGCCAUGGGAAUAACAAUAUAGUUGGGCGUACAUUUUGUUCCGGUGCUUUUGUAUGGUUGGCAGGAGAUCACGAGUUUCAGUUGUAUGAGUGUGAGAGAGUUAAAGAGGCCCGCAUGUAUGGAAUUCAAACACUUGUUUGUAUUCCUACGCCCGAUGGGGUAAUUGAACUCAACUCAAAGUUGAUUUUUGGACUCGACAAGAUCACAACCAGCUGCAGCGUCUCAAAUUCAAACCGAGGUCAUGUUCAUGUUCCUCAGCUGCAAAACACUAUGUUUCCAGAAUCAGAUCAAAAGGAGUGGACGACACAAGGUGGUAGGAAAGAAACUGUCAACAACCUAAGUGGAUCAUCAUCUGACUCUGGGCCUUCUGAGAAUACAUCAAGCACUCGAUUGAGAAAGAGAAGAAAAUCUGACAAAGGCGAGCGCGAUUCACCGAUAAACCAUGUGGAGGCCGAGAGACAACGACGUGAAAAGCUUAAUCACCGAUUCUAUGCUCUCCGAUCUGUUGUUCCGAAUGUGUCGAAGAUGGAUAAAGCUUCUUUACUCUCUGAUGCAGUUGUAUACAUCAAUAACCUCAAGACAAAGAUUGAGGAGUUGGAAGCAAAAAUUCAUGCACAACCCAAGAAACACAAAUCGAGUGUUAUGAGUGACAAUACUCUUGACUAUAGUCAAAUGACCAACUCCUUAACUUAUAGAGCUGCGGCUGCUACAGAGGUGGAUGUGAAGAUUGUAGGCUCCGAAGCCAUGAUUCGAGUCCGGUGUCCAGAUGAUGAGGACUAUCCAAAUGCCAGACUGAUGAAUGCACUCAAAGAUCUUGAACUACACAUUCAUCAUGCAAGCAUAUCAAGUGUGAAUGACUUCAUGCUUCAAGAUGUUGUGGCAAGAGUUCCUGAUGGUUUCACAAGUGAGGAGGCCAUGAGAACUGCUCUUAUACAAAGAUUUGAUAACUAG
Molecule: messenger RNA, 1353 nt
Organism: Fragaria vesca subsp. vesca
Lineage: Eukaryota; Viridiplantae; Streptophyta; Magnoliopsida; Rosales; Rosaceae
Product: transcription factor MYC2-like
Exons: 3
Coding region: 1-1353 (450 amino acids)
Source: RefSeq, a predicted model, not a curated record